Stylonychia lemnae is the source of this 2109-nucleotide messenger RNA. NCBI's taxonomy places the organism in Eukaryota, Ciliophora, Spirotrichea, Sporadotrichida, Oxytrichidae. The record is from the annotation of a GenBank genome assembly.
AUGCAUCCUCAUCAUAGGUUUGAAAUGUCAAGUGUGCUAGACUCCGAGUUACUAGCGAGUCAUGUCAACUAGCAGCUGAAGCAGAAUGUUCAACUCCUCAUGCCUUCUUAUAAGGAUGAGAUAGAGUUUCAGACAUUUGUUGACGAGGUGAAGCCCAUGGUCUAAGCCAACCAGGGGUAUAUGAUGAUUGAGUUAGACCGAGACUUUUAUAUGCCAGGAGAUACAGUUCAUGGCUCAGUUUUCUUCGAACUAUUUAAUAUCAGUCUCCAAACCAAAUUAAUGAUAAGAAUUGAGGGCUUUGAGAUAGUGUCCAAACGCGUCUACAAUAAGAUAUUCGAGGCAGAAGAAGAUGUUGAUAUAGGAGAGCGAUAAGGUUCUGAUUUAAGGGCAAAUGCUAGAGGAUCUAGUAAAACAAGCGCAGAUAAAUUCAAUAACUAAAGUUAGCUUAAAAAAAGAUUAGAGAUUCCUGAGCUUAAAUAAUUAGGAAGAUAAACUCCUGAUCUUCCAGCUGUGAGACCCAGAGGCGGCAAUUAGGACUUUGGGAGAACGGGUAGUCUAAACAUUAGCUAAAGCAGUGUCCCUAAAUAUUAAUCAGCAAUAGAAGGAAAUUAGAAUCAUGAAAAGUCUGUAAAAAGGCUAAGUUAAUUCAGCAAAAAUUAUGAAAUAACAAGCAACUAAGAUGGGCCAUUCAAAAUGGCGAGUUUUAUCGAAGAUUAAAAUAGGAGUCCUGACGAUCAGGAAAUAAUGUGCUGGUUUAAGGAGGAAAGCAGAAUGUUUACCUUUAGAGGCGGCAAGAUUCCGAUUGGACAGUACGAAUUUCCUUUUUAAUUUUAAAUACCUGCUAAGGAUCUGCCCUCAACCUUCUAAUUUAUCAACGCUAAUGGGGAAAAUUUUUAAGUGAAAUAUUCAGUCACAGUAUUCUUUGAGGAUAUAGAACCACUCUUGAUAUUUUCUAAGGAAAUUAACAUAGUCUAAGGAGAACCAUUACUAACAAUAAUAAACCCUAAACUAAACAUUAUAGAUCAUGAUCUUAAUCUUUAGAAGGGAUUAUUGCAUAACAAACAAAUUGGUAGUGAUGCAGUCGUAGAAAUAGUCUAUCCUAAGGUACCUAGGAAUCAAAGCAAAAAAUCAAGGAAAAUAGGAAUUGUAGAAGAGAGAUAGCCUAUGUUGCUUGGUAGUUCUGGGUCAGGACUGGUUCAACAACUUCUUAUUAACAGUAAAAUGUGUUUAUUCUGUUCAGGCAAGCCAAUAAACGCAGAGGUGAGAGUUAACAGACAAAUAUUCGAGCCUUAUGAUUCGAUUGAAAUAGAGAUUGAUCUUGGCUAAUAAUUCAAUACUAUAACAGGGAUUAAGGCAACUCUAUUUGUAGAGGUAUAAAUCCACUCAAGUUAAGAUUAAAAUGGAUAGCAAAUGGCAUAUGAGAAUAAGUGGAGGAAUCACAAGUAUAGAAGUAUUGGCAUGAAUUAUGAAACUAAAACGAUUGAAAAAAUUCAAUAGGAGAUAAAAACAGAGAAACUAAUUAGACCGUUUCGAUAAAACGAAAUUAUCAAAUUUAACAUGGAAAAAUAUAGGGAAGUCAUAGAAAAGACAAAGCAAGAGCACUUUAUUAAAUCUUAGAUUGACAGAGAGAUUCUGCUGAAAAACGAAGGAGCAUUAUUUAGAGCUUAAUAGAAAAAAGUGAUCAUAAAUGGUCAGGAAGCUCCAAAGAGGCCCGGUCAGAUUUUGGUUUAGGGCAAUUAAAUAGCUUAAACUAUACAAUGCUUUAACAUUGCCACUUGUAAUGGCAACUUCAUUAAAUCAAGUUUCUAUGUUGAAGUGAUAAUUGAAACCUAUUAGGUAUUUAGUGGUAAAAAGCAAAAUAAACUUCGCUUUCCUAUUCAAUUCUAUUCAAAGGCAAAGUCUAAGAAUUCUGACAAUAAGUUAUCUUCUGCACAGGCUUCUUCGAGGUCUACGGUUCAGCUAUAAGAAGUUGACACCAGCAAGCCAGAGUUACUAAGCAACAUAGAAAAACUAAGGAAGAUAUUUCCAAAGUGCUUUCAGCCUAUUCUCAUGCCUUCAUCUUUGAUUAGUAUAGAUGAAAAUGAGGAUAUUUUUGAUUAAAAUGAGUGA